GCAAGGCACAGUCGAUGGAUUGCCUUGAGGAUAGUAUAUAAUAAAUAGCAAGAGGAAGCAAAGAUCUUCAAGCACGAUGUCAGACACGACAUCCUCAGCUCCUGAGCCCAAGUCUGAGAAAGGUUAUGGCAUUCAAAUCGUAUACCAUACAUUAUCGGGUCGCGUCGAUGAGAAACAGACGACCUCCAAAUCCCCGCCAGACCCAGCGGACGCAGUUGGAAACAUAGAUGCCCAUCUACUGAGUAUCGACGAAGUGUAUUCCCGGUAUUCCACCCAUCCCACAGUCGGUUUGGAGCUUGCCGCUGUCUGUCGCAGGGAGCGUGAUGGCAAGAAUAUCAUUAGCCCUCCACCUACCGUCUACUGGAAGAAAACCUUUAAUUAUAUUUUCGGUGGUUUCAAUUUUCUCAUGUGGAUCUCGUUCAUCUUGACUAUCCUCUCCUAUGAACCACUCGGCCCUCCUGUACCUUUCACUCUUGGUAUUGCUGUGCUGAUGAUCAUCGUUAUCGUCAUUUCUGCUGCAUUCUAUGCUUUGGUCGAUUGGAACGCGAACAGAAUCAUGAAGUCGAUUAAAUCUCUAAUUGCACAUGAGACUGCGGUCAUUAGGGAUGGAAACCAGCAAAUAAUCAAGGCUACUGACAUUGUAGUUGGUGAUGUUGCCGUGCUCAACGCUGGCGACCGUGUCCCAGCCGACAUGCGUGUCGUGCAGGCAUCGUCCGACCUUCGCUUUGAUCGCUCUCUCCUGACGGGUGAAAGCGAAAUGGUACCGGGAGCUCUUGAUGCAACAUCCGACAAUGCUCUGGAGACUCGUAACCUCGCACUGACUUCCACUUUUGUCGUACAAGGUACUUGCCAUGGAGUCGUGUUUGCCACAGGAGAUAGGACUGUCAUGGGACGCCUUAAAUGUGGUUUUUUCACCAAGAUCGUUUCAUGGAUCGCACUCUUUUUCUUCUGCUUGUCGCUUCUUCUAUAUGGCGUUUGGUUACGGACAUCGUAUCCUGGGUAUGACACCCCGUCUUCUGCCAUCGUGAAUUCAAUUGGCUGCUUGACUGCUUUCGUUCCCCAAGGCCUCCCGAUUUGCGUGGCACUCUCGUUAACCGUUAUUGCCCGUCGCAUGGCUAAACGUCAGGUGCUGGUCAAAAAUCUGGCGACCAUCGAGACAUUAGGAUGCAUGUCUGUGCUAUGUUCUGACAAGACGGGCACGUUGACUGCGGGAAAGAUGAUGGUAGAGAAUAUUGCCUUCCUCGAUGACGUAUUUGGUGUCGAGGAAAUUAACGAGAGGGUUACGAAGGCAUCAGACCCUGCCGCGCUCCAUCAGAUCGCGAGGAUUUGCAACGGCGCGCAAUUCGACGCAACGACUAACCACCUUCCUGUGCAGGAUCGUACAAUCAAGGGCGAUCCGACUGAUACUGCUCUUUUACGUUUCUCCGAGGUCCUUUCAAUACCGGAGCUUGGUGUGAAUGCCAGUACUCUUCAGCAAGACUAUCACAAGAAGUUUGAGAUCCCUUUCAAUGCCAACAACAAAUGGAUGCUUUCCGUGGUCUCCAGGGUCAGCACUGCUGAAAAGAACGUAGAAUCGACAUGGAUGUUCGUCAAGGGAGCUCCUGAUGUUUUGUUCCCUUCUUGUGGCAGUGUGCUACAGAGUGAUGGGACGGUCGUCAAGUUAACAAGUAAGGCGAGGCAGACGUUCGCCAUGAUUCAAGAGGAUUGGUCAAGCCGAGGCCAACGAGUACUCGUGCUAUGUAGGAAAUCCAUAGAAGAAAUCAACACUGGACUUCCACCGAACGACGUGGAAGAUCUCAUGUACAUGGAGAUGUGCGAUUUGACUUUGGUUGGUCUAAUUGGAAUUUGCGAUCCUCCUCGCCCGGAUGUAUCGGCGUCGAUUUCUCUCAUUCGACAAGCUGGAGUUCGAGUCUUUAUGGUCACUGGUGAUUUUAAGCUCACUGCUCUGGCCAUUGCACGCCAGGUCGGUAUCAUUACCCAGCAUGUUGUCGACACCAUCCAGGAUGUCCGAGCUGCUGCAUCUGAGAAGACUUCGCCGAAAGAUUAUUAUCUUUACAAGCCAUCUGAUAAUGAUCCUAUCCGCUCCCUGGUACUUACAGGGGAAGACGUCGCAUCUCUCACCUCGUUUGAUUGGAAUGUCAUCGUUGGGGCCUACACAGAGAUCGUAUUUGUGCGCACUACCCCUGACCAGAAAAUGCGAAUUGUAGAGGAGAUCAAAGCUCGCGGAGACAAUACAGUCGCAGUCACCGGAGAUGGUGUUAAUGAUGCGCCAGCACUCAAAGCCGCCGAUAUUGGUGUUGCGAUGGGUAGUGGCAGUGAUGUGGCCAAGGAAGCUGCCGCCUUGAUCUUAUUGAAGAAUGACUUUGCUUCCAUCCCUGUCGCGAUAGAGUUGGGUCGACUGGUCUUUGAUAACCUGAAGAAAGUUACAUUGUAUCUCAUGCCUGGUGGAAGUUAUGCGCAAUUCAUGGCGAUCCUCGUAAACGUAUUACUAGGUAUGCAGAUACCCCUGAACCCGUAUCAACAAACCUGCUAUUCCAUCACCAACGAUGUUAUAAUGUCUAUCUCGUUAAUGUAUGAGAAGCCUGAGUGGGACUUGAUGCAGCGCAAACCACGCAACACUAGGACCGAUAGGCUUACGGAUUGGCGCUUUUUCUUCCAUAUCUUCCUGUUCUAUGGACUGAUGUUGUGGCCCUGCGCGAUGGCGAUGUGGUUCUUAUACAUGAACCAGCAGGGCCUCAGUUUCUAUAAGGUUAUCUUGACUUUCAACCGAUGGGAAGAUGGCUGGCAAGGUUACACCCUCAGUCAGCUAACCCAGUUCGUCAAUGUCGGUCAAGGCAUUUACUAUGUGACGGUGACCAUCGGACAGUGCGGGACUCUUCUAGCAGUUUGUAACCGCCGAGUAUCGAUACUGCAUUCAAAUCCUCUAUGGGGCCCGCGUCGCAACCUUCUGGUGCUUGUCGGCAUCACGGGCACAAUAUUGAUCUGCAUCGUGAACCUCUAUGGAGCUGUCUUCCAGCGGGUGUUUGGCACGACCCCUAUUCCUGGGAUGUUCUGGGGUCUUCCAUUUACCUUUGCUUUGGGGAUCUUGCUCAUGGACGAAACUCGCAAAGCUAUUGUGAGGAAAUACCCGAAGUCUUUCAUUGCGUGGCUGGCAUGGUGAA
Molecule: messenger RNA, 3161 nt
Organism: Suillus subalutaceus
Lineage: Eukaryota; Fungi; Basidiomycota; Agaricomycetes; Boletales; Suillaceae
Exons: 17
Coding region: 77-3160 (1027 amino acids)
Biological process (GO): intracellular potassium ion homeostasis; intracellular sodium ion homeostasis; sodium ion export across plasma membrane
Cellular component (GO): membrane
Molecular function (GO): P-type sodium:potassium-exchanging transporter activity; ATP hydrolysis activity; ATP binding
Source: RefSeq, a predicted model, not a curated record